UUCCCACUGGCCUCUCUCCAAUCUUGAGCAGUUCUCAUCAGUUUCUCACUCUCCAAACUUAAAAAGUGGUCUCGUCUGAAGGGUUUGCAAGGUCUGCACACACAGACAAAGGUCGCAGAGCGGCUGCAGGCAGCGCUGCAGCUCUAGAGCUAAAGUUCUUUGACCCAAAGAAACAUCUCCGACUGUACUGACGACUAGGGAUCAUGGUGAAGGAAGAGAAGAUCAUCACAGAGGCAGCAGGAGCAAGAGGCUACAUGGACAUGCUCGGGCUUGGAGAGGAGGCCGACUACUUGAUGUGCAUGUCUCCUUCCUCCUACCUGUCUUCUCCCGCUGCUUCUACCACCACAGCUGUGGCUUCUCCUACCUGUGGCUCCUACCUGGCUCCUCCCCUCUAUCACCAACUCGUCAGCUUCGGUGGUCAAGAUCAGUACCACGGUGGCGACGUCUUUGGCUUCCAGUAUUACGGCGGCGAUCAUGUAAUUCCGGCGGUGGUUCCACAGAAGUCCAGCCCAACCACAGAGUGCUCCUCCUCCGUGUCCUCCAUGUCGUCCUCGCCGACGGCCACCGCCAUUUCCAGCUCUAAGUCACAGGCCUUCAAGAAGAAGAAGGGGUCGAGAGGUUGUGAUCAGAUGAAGACCACCGCUCCUGCUGCUGCCCCAACCACAAACAAGAGGCCCAGGGUGAGGAGGGAGAGGCUCGGAGAGAGGAUCAUAGCGCUGCAGCAGCUCGUUUCUCCGUUCGGGAAGUCUGAUACGGCUUCCGUUCUUCACGAGGCGCUGGGAUACAUACGCUUCCUGCAUGACCAGGUUCAGGUCCUGAGCUCGCCGUACAUGGAGCGCCUGCCGCCCUCUGCGCGCGUCCCGCUGCAGGAGAGCUCGGCCGGCGGCGUGGCGGCGGCGGCGGUGGCGGAGGCCGCGCCUCCGCGGCCGAGCGACCUGAGGAGCCGUGGGCUGUGCCUGGUGCCGGUCUCGUGCACCGAGCACGUCGCCGGCACCGGCCACGGCGGCAACGGCGCCGACCUCUGGUCGGUGGCGGCGGGCAUGGCGAAGGCGACGGCGACGGUGACGGCCGCCGUGGAGAGGAGCAAGGAGGCCGCCGUUGCCGCAUUGCUGCGUGGUGAUCGUCCCGGGCAGCAGCUGGCCUAAGCUGCUGACUGACUGCAACAUACUACACUCUACUCUCCUUACAUCCGCAGGGUUUAGAAUUAAACCAGAUCCUUUGGAGGACUAAUCCGUUUUAGAAAAUCCGCUGCCUUUUGCUGUUCUUUUGGAGGAGGGGCUAUCUAAUUUCGUGGAAAAUUGGAAAGUGGCGCAGGGAUCCAGAGUGCAUCCACUGCAGCAAGCAAGAACUGGAGUGUGUAAAUGGAGGGGUUUUAAUUGAUUAAAGUACUAGUACCAGUAGUUCUCCUGCCUUUUUAGCACUUGAUGCGAUGAUGCCGAGAUGCAUUGGGCACGAAUGUCUGUGCGGCACAUCGAAAGGUACUACUCGAUUCGAUUGUGCUAGAGAGCGUUGCAGUGGCAGGCUUCGAUAUCGGUGGUUUGUAUAGGGGGAUAACUCCACAUUAUAUGCCCUUUCC
Oryza brachyantha (malo sina) is the source of this 1576-nucleotide messenger RNA. RefSeq names its product transcription factor bHLH110-like. Bases 204 to 1145 code for a protein of 313 amino acids. Gene Ontology annotation, cellular component: nucleus. Gene Ontology annotation, molecular function: protein dimerization activity; RNA polymerase II cis-regulatory region sequence-specific DNA binding; DNA-binding transcription factor activity, RNA polymerase II-specific. Lineage: Eukaryota; Viridiplantae; Streptophyta; Magnoliopsida; Poales; Poaceae. Gene Ontology annotation, biological process: regulation of transcription by RNA polymerase II. The record is from RefSeq and is a predicted model, not a curated record. The transcript has 7 exons.